GCAGGCACAAAAUACAGGGAGAUACAUACGGCUCUCUGAGCUAGGGUUCAAAUCUACAGUAAGUCAUAUUCGUAAUGCUUACAUCUAAAAGCCAUGGACUCAAGGCGGCAGAUAGCGUGUAUAAGGGGAAAGAUAAAAUAGAAUGUCCAAGACCAUCAAAUGCGAGGUUAGCGAGAUUCAGUUAUGGACGGCAUGACAUCGCAGCCGUUGUCUAUGUGUCGUUUGAGCGAGUCUGUGCGACUAAACUCGCGGGCGCAGUGACGGCAGCGGUGGGUAGGGGGAUUAGCUGCAUGGAUGGUGUCGAAAUGUCUCUUUUUAUCAUGAAGCCGAGUGAAAGUCCUGUCACACUGGCUGCAUGGGAAACGUUCCCCUCCAGCCGCACUCCCAGCCGAAGAGGAAGGACUGUGUACUGGUCUGCCAGUAUUGGCCUGCGAGUGGUACGAUGUAGGUCCCGGGUGACCAGCUUGGGGAUGAUGCAAAUGAGCAGGAGGGGGGUACGGUUCAGUACCAGUUCGCGCGCGACGAGUAGUUGUCGAGCUGGUUUCUUGGUAGGUCUGCGAUGGCGUGGGUAUGAACUGCGAAGAUUGGACAGGAGGAUGAAUGCUAUGAG
Messenger RNA from Serpula lacrymans var. lacrymans S7.9, 610 nucleotides. RefSeq lists its product as uncharacterized. The transcript has 2 exons. The annotation marks the transcript as partial. The record is from RefSeq and is a predicted model, not a curated record. Lineage: Eukaryota; Fungi; Basidiomycota; Agaricomycetes; Boletales; Serpulaceae.